Molecule: messenger RNA, 441 nt
Organism: Cladophialophora psammophila CBS 110553
Lineage: Eukaryota; Fungi; Ascomycota; Eurotiomycetes; Chaetothyriales; Herpotrichiellaceae
Exons: 1
Coding region: 1-441 (146 amino acids)
Source: RefSeq, a predicted model, not a curated record
AUGUGCUUCAAAUACGAGUGCGACGUCUGCAAGAAGGCGAGAUACGAUUUCUGCGAGGACUACCUGCGGAACGAGGAGGACCACAAGUGGUGCAACGUCGAGGCGGAGAAGCCCUGGGGCAGCCUCCGUAAGCGCUGCCACACCUGCUACACCAUCAGGGGGGUCAUCAGAGAGUUGAAGGCGCUCGUCUUUCGCGAGCCAUGGCUCGUGACUGAAGGAAUGGCGGGCGCGCCAGAGAAGGCUGCCUGGGAGGAGGGAGAGGAAGACGGGGACGGGGAGGCCGCCGGGGAUGACGUCGUCAACGACGACGACACCCCUGACGGCUUCACCAAGGAAGAACGAGACCGCGUUCGGCGUGAGGCCGAGGAGGCCGUCAUGCGUCGCUGGGGGUUGAUGAAGGCGGAGCAAGUCGCAAAGGAGGAGGUCAAGAAGGCUGAAUAG